This is a messenger RNA of Ctenopharyngodon idella (grass carp), 5369 nucleotides long. RefSeq names its product caldesmon 1b (gene cald1b). Gene Ontology annotation, molecular function: actin binding; myosin binding. The transcript has 17 exons. The record is from RefSeq and is a predicted model, not a curated record. Lineage: Eukaryota; Metazoa; Chordata; Actinopteri; Cypriniformes; Xenocyprididae. Gene Ontology annotation, biological process: actin filament bundle assembly; angiogenesis. Gene Ontology annotation, cellular component: actin cytoskeleton. Bases 234 to 2549 code for a protein of 771 amino acids.
GUGUGUGUGUGUGUGUGUGUGUGUGUGUGUGUGUGUGUGUGUGUUGCAGUUAAUUGCCAACUUUUUUUUUUUUUUUUUAAUUAAUUUUAUUAAUAAUAAUAAUAAUUAUUAUUAUUUGUUAUUUAUUAUAUGUUAUUUCCCAGGAAAAUAGAUACUAUUCACACACUGACCAAUAGUGAGGCAUGUUCUUGCGCUGUAUGGGCUUGCACCCAAAAAGCUCUGUGUGAAUCAUCAUGGACGAGGACUUUGAUUUCGAGCGUCGCAGAGAGUUACGGAGACAAAAGCGAGAAGAAAUGCAGCGGGAGGCAGAGAAGAUGAACUCUCAUGAUGAUGAUGAGGAAGCGGCCCGGGAGCGUCGGAGACGAGCCCGUCAGGAACGCCUGCGCAAUAUGGAGAAUGAUGAGUCAAGUAACAGUACAACAGAAACGAACAGUACAGAGACGUCCUCAUUGAUCACUAGUUCUGCACCAACUGAGGAUGACGAACAGGCUCUUUUGGAAAGGAUUGCCAAGAGAGAGGAGCGGAGACAGAAAAGGAUGAUGGAAGCUUUGGAGAGACAGAAGGAACUUGAUCCCACCAUUACGGAUGAAACUGAUACCACCGCCACAGAAGACGACCCAAGUCCUCAAAAUGACAAACAAGAGUCCUCCCAAAAUGACGUUCCUUCAACAGAAACCAAUUCCUGGAAGGAAAAGGAAGAGAUAAAAGAGGAGGAAAAGGAAGAGAUAAAAGAGGAGGAAAAGAAAGAGGAAAGCAAUGUGGAGGCUGAGGAGACAAUCGCAGUAAAGGAGGAUCCGAUGUCAUUCACGGCACCAGACGAACCCAAAGAAUCUUCUGAGAAGAUAGACAAACCAGAAGAGGAAGACAGACCACAGAGGUCCUACCUCAGAGAACAGGAAUCCAUGGAGGAGAAACCCGAAGAACCAGAGGUACCUAAUGAGGAAGAAUCUGUCAGUGAAAAUAUAGAGACUAAAGAACAAACAAAUGCAGAUUUAGCAAGUGCAGAUUUAGCAAGUGCAGAUUUAGCAAGUGCAGAUUUAGAGAAUGAAAAUGUAGAAGCUGAAAGUCUGAUAUCAAGAAAAGAACCAGCAAAAGAGGAUAAAAUAGAGGUGGAAGUCAUAGUGGAGCCAGCUACACCACAGAUUGAGAAGGAAGAACUGGUGCAGAAAGAAGAACAUGUAAAGGAACCUGAAGAAAAACUUGUGGAGGUGGAGGUUAGAAUUCAAGAUGAAGCUCCAGAGAAGAAGGAGGAUGAGAAUCCUAUUAAAGAGGAAGAGAAACCCCAUGUAGCUGUUGAAGAAACGCCAAAAAAAUCAUUUAGGGAAGUUGAGGUGAUGGCCAAAACCCCAAAGAAAGAAGAGGAGAAACCACAACUGAAGAAGGAGGUUGAAGAAAAACCAUCAACACCAAAGAAGAAGGUUGAGGAGAAACCUGUGACUCCAAAGAAAGAGGUCGAGGAAAAGCCUAAAUGGAAGAAAGAGGCUGAAGAAACGAAGGUCAAACUUGAAGAAAAAGUCAAAUCAAAGAAAGAGGAGGUUGUGGAGGAAAAGCCGAAACCUUCCUUUUUACGUGACAAACUGAAAGUGUCAACAAAGCCGCAAGAUGUAGCUGACAGCACUGCCAAAGCCAAGAAACCAGAGAAGACACUAAGUCCAACCAGCUUGCGUUCCCCUGAAACAGAGAAGCAAGAUCCCAUUGCCAAGGUGGAGGCAGAACGCAAGCUGCAGGAGCUGAAGCGCCGGCGGAACGAGACGGACAGCGAGGUGCUGGAGAAGAUGAAGCAGAAGCAGCAAGUGGCCGAGGCCGAACUGGAGGAGCUGAAGAAGAAGAGGGAGGAGAGGAAGAAAAUUCUGGAGGAGGAGGAGAAGCAGAAGAAACAGCAGCUGGCAGAAAAGAAAGCCAAAGAGGAGGAAGAGAGGAGGAAGAUGAAGGAAGAGAUUGAGCGAAGGAGAGCAGAGGCAGCCGAGAAAAAAAAACAGAAAGAGGAGUCGAAAGAAGGGAGCAAAGCACCAUUCAUCGCUCCAAAGGGCGCUUCUGCAAAAAUUGGUGAGAAGGCAGAAUUUCUGAACAAGUCUGCUCUAAAAAGUCCGGUGAAGACGUCACACACUCCAUUAGUUUGCAAGAUUGGAAACAGACUGGAGCAGUACACUUCUGCUGUUCAGACCAAAGAAGUGACCAGAUCACCCAAAUCUCCCGUGGACGUACCUGUGGCUGAAGGGCUGCGGAGCAUCAAGAGUAUGUGGGAGAAGGGGAAUGUGGUCAAUCCCACUCCGAGUCCUGCAAGCCCCCCAGCAGUCACCAAGGAAACAGCCGGUCUGAACAUCGGUGUGGCUGGUCGCAUUAACAGCUGGAAAACCAAGACUCCAGAGCCGAAACCCGCUGAACCGAAACCAGCCCCUGAACCAGAAAAACCACCUGCCAAAACAGACCAGAAGCCAGCUGAUGUCACUAAACCACGUGGCCCAUGGGAAACAAAGGGCUCCACACCUUCCAAGUCCCAGGUGUUCGCAGCCAAGAGUAAAUUCGUCACAAACGGAACAAAAAAAUAAGGACAUCCGAAUGACCCCAGAUCAGCCGAAAUGGAAGAGGCUUCCUUAAAAUGUGCACAAUUUUGCAACUUCAGGACACAGAUUUUACAAGUGGCAACCCAACACAGUACAAUUUCUAAAUAACACAGGCCCAAUAAUACAUAUUAAAGUAUUAGUAUUACUAUCAAUGCAGAUGCAUUUGACAGAGUUUGAUUGGACGCAAGUGUUUAAGUGGAAAGUGUUUUCACCUCCCUUUUAAACAUUGAUAAGCCUAUUUAUUUUGCUAUCCUAUCUAUGCAUGAUUAUAUGGUUAGCUGCAUUAUUUUACUUGCAUUGAGCAUUAUUUUUUCCCUGCUGUUCGCAACUCUAUACGAUGAAAAAUUCUCAUUUGAACUAUAUAAACAUUUACAUUUGUUAAAUUGGAAAAAAAUGGACAAUAAACAAUUACAAUUACAGCUACCAGUAACCAUUAGAACUAAUAGAAGCGGUCACAUUAUUCUAUUGUCAAUACAGUAGCAAUGUAUGAAGCACCGCUCACACACAGUGUUGGGGAAAGUUACUUUAAAAAGUAAUGCUUUACAAUAUUGCAUUACUCCCUAAAAAGUAACUAAUUGUGUUACUUAGUUACUUUUUAUGGAAAGUAAUGCGUUACAUUACUUUUGCAUUACUUUUUGUCACCUGAGAUGGGCUUGCAUCUUUUUUUAAUAACAAAAAAUAUUAGUUUUGGUAAAACUAAAGGCUCUUUCACAGCAAAAGUGAAAUGAAUAAGCCUCAUGGCCCUUUCAGACAGGACACGACAACGCCACGCCACCACUGCGCUAUGAAACCCAUUAUUUCAAUAGCUUGUGCUGUGCAAAGACGGUUUGUUGCUGCGUCGACCAAAGCACACGUGCGCACCAUUGGCAAGCUCGCGCGUGCUGUGGUGAAAGUUCAAAAUAGUCCAACUUUCGCCGCUGAACUCUGUGACGAUGACCCGCACGGCCAAUAGAAACGGAAUCAAAUGACUAGACGUAUAGAACUCCCGCUAAAAGUUUUGAAAACUCCGCCUACUUUGCUCUGGCCAGCGUAGCGCAAAUCGCUUUGUAUCUGAAGGGCUAUGCGGAACCCAUUAUGCGUCCUGUCUGAAGGGGCCUUCAGGCUGAAAAAAAGCAAAUUCACGCCUGUACAGUAGAGGGCGCAGCAAUAAAAACAAAAAUGAAACAAAUGUGAUGUUCAACCACAGUCAAUUUUGCUUAUUGGUAAAUAAUCGAAGGUCAGCAGCAAAGACAUUGGUUAAUAAAGUGAGAUUAAAUACAUAAAGUAUAUUUGUGUAAUUUAACAUUUAAUUACUGCAGGUUUGCGUAAUAUUCUGAGUUUGCAUUUCACUGCUUUUAUUAAUUUUGAGGAAUAUUGAAUCUGUUUUUGUGCAAGUGAAAUGAGUAAAUGCUCACAUUUAGGGCACGUCCACACAGAGACGCGUUUACGUGUAUACGCAAAAAUUGGUAUCAGUGUUUUGUUGAGACGGAUCCGACGUUUUCAGAACGUGAAACUGAUGUUUUUUUUAAACCGUGUCCAAGAGCGGAUAAAUCUGAAAACGACACCCUUGUGUUUCCGUGCGUACAGCCAAUUCGUAUAUUUUGUGAAAGGAUGAUGCCAUCACCCCACGUGUCGACCCUAGUCAGACACCGCUAUGUCACGUAACAGCAACAACAACAACAAUAGCGGACUACAUGCUUGUGUUCGUACUGCAGAAGCUACCGAGCCUAUUAGCUUUACUAAAGUAAAGCUUUAUUACUAAGCUUCACUAAAGUUUGUAUACAGCGCACAAGGUUUAUGCACAUGCUCCAAGUCUUCUUCUCAGUUUUUAGUGUAUCUCUGUGGAAGAAUUACAGUGCCACAUACUGGUCUGGCAUGUAUACUACAUCGUUUUGAGUCGGUUUCAGUGGUUUCGUGUGUACGCAGAUAUUUCUUGAGACAAUCGGAUAGGGAAAGCUCUGGCUUCGUGUGGAUGUAGCCUUAGUUUAGAACUACAAUACCCAUCAUGUUCACACAGCGCACACAACGCCUCUGAACUUACUCACGAUUCCUCUCAACAUGGGGACAGAGCUGUCAAUCAAUACAUGGGAAAACAAUCAAUACAAAGUAACUCAUAUUUUGUUGUAAAUUUAAAAGUAAUGCGUUUAAAAGUAAUACUAGUUACUUGAAAAAGUAAUCUGAUUACUUAACUCGCGUUACUUGUAAUGCGUUACUCCCCAACACUGCUCACAGAGAAGUCAGUUUCAAACCAUGCAGCUUUCUGUUGGGCAACGUGGCAAAUUUGAAACUGUACCUGUUGCGGAAUUGCCAUGGUGAAAUCUUUUGCACUUGUGGAAAAUUCUAGAUUGGAUGGAUUCCUAUUAAAAUGACUGGAUUUUGCCCUCGAAAAUUCACAGAACAGUAAAUGUGACCGCACCUUUAGGUGCAUUUAGCUUUUUAUCCUUGAUUAAGAAUAAUCUUUAGAAUAAUCUUUAGAUCUUCCCUCUAGAGUUUCAGAUCACCUGUUAAAUUUACACUCAUAAUAUAUAAUGCUUUGUAACAUGUGUUUGAUUGUGCUUUGCUGAUGAUGCUUUUGCCUGUAUGAAUUUUAUUCAUAUGCUUUGCACUUGGAGUCUCAAAGUCAUGCUACGAACACUACACAUCUGAUAAGAUAGUAAUAAAAAUCUUACAGAUACAGCAUUAUAAAGUAUUUUGGUAGUAAUAUAGCUCAACUCUUUAAUAAAAUAUUUGAAAUAUUAAGAGUUCAAACGGUCAGUGAUGAUCGCAAAAACUGUACAAUUAUUGUAUUAUCAAUCCAGCUUUCACAGUAAAGUAACGAUACAUGCA